AAAGGGAAACGGAAAGUAUAACGAAAGAAACUCGUGAUCGUGAGAAGAGCCUAGGGGAUUUUGCCAGGACUCGUUAGUACGCAGCCUAGUCCGAUCCGCAGUGUCUAGUGAUCUCUGUCCAGUCUUGCAAACCACCUUUCUCACGAAAAGGAUUCGUUAGGGCCGCCCAGAACGUGCCGCCAGAAGUAGUCCGUCCGCCGCCGAAUUUUAAGAGCGAAGAAACGAAGUAACUAGCAAGUUUCUUCCCACCCUGCGAUACGUGGGAAAACGACGACGUAGAAGGCACGUAGACCUUCCUGGGAGCGAGAGGAGAAUACAGUAGAGGUAAUCAAGGUAUCUGAAGUGAAGAAGAAACUAAUCAAAGAUGCCGAAGCCGAAGCCACAAGAAGGAGACGAUCCCGAUCCAACCCCGUACCUCUUCGUCUCCCUUGAGCAGAAGAGAAUCGACCAGACGAAACCAUACGAUGCGAAAAAGGCGUGCUGGGUACCCGAUGAGAAGGAAGGCUAUGUUCUUGGUGAAAUUAAGGCAACCAAGGGUGAUGUCGUCUCCGUCGGAUUACCUGGCGGCGAGACCAAGGACUUCAAAAAAGAUCAGCUGCAGCAAGUAAAUCCACCGAAAUAUGAGAAAUGCGAGGAUAUGUCAAAUUUAACUUACCUCAACGAUGCUUCGGUCCUCCACAAUUUGAAGCAACGUUACUACGCCAAACUCAUCUACACCUACUCUGGCCUCUUCUGCGUUGCCAUUAAUCCCUAUAAAAGAUUCCCCGUAUACACCCAAAGGUGCGCGAAACUUUACCGAGGCAAGAGACGUAAUGAAGUGCCACCACACAUUUUCGCCAUUUCCGACGGUGCCUACGUUAACAUGCUUACCAACAGUGAAAAUCAGUCCAUGUUGAUUACCGGUGAGUCUGGUGCCGGGAAAACUGAGAACACGAAGAAAGUAAUUGCGUACUUCGCAACUGUCGGUGCCUCGACCAAGAAGUCAGAUGAUUCGAGCCAGAAGAAGGGUUCUCUGGAAGAUCAGGUCGUCCAGACUAACCCCGUCCUGGAAGCGUUCGGUAACGCAAAGACCGUCCGUAAUGAUAACUCCUCACGUUUCGGUAAAUUCAUCCGUAUCCACUUCGGUCCCUCUGGAAAACUGGCCGGUGCUGAUAUUGAAACAUAUCUGCUGGAAAAGGCCCGUGUCAUCUCUCAACAGGCUCUUGAACGCUCGUACCACAUCUUCUACCAGAUUAUGUCAGGCUCAGUCCCUGGUUUAAAGGAAAUGUUGCUGCUGUCCAACAACGUCCAUGACUACUACUUUGUGUCGCAAGGCAAGACGACAAUCCCUGGCCUUGAUGAUGGCGAGGAACUUUUAAUCACCGAUCAAGCCUUCGACGUACUGGGCUUCACUCAAGAGGAAAAGAAUGACAUCUACAAGAUCACCGCCGCUGUCAUGCAUAUGGGUGGCAUGAAGUUCAAACAAAGGGGUCGCGAAGAACAGGCUGAAGCUGAUGGCACCGAGGAAGGUGAACGUGUCGCCAAAUUGCUUGGUUGCGACUGUGCCGAUCUUUACAAGAACUUGUUGAAACCAAGGAUCAAGGUCGGUAACGAGUUCGUAACCCAAGGUCGUAACAAGGACCAAGUAGCAUACUCCGUGGGUGCCUUGUCGAAAGCCAUGUUCGACAGGCUGUUCAAAUGGCUGGUGAAAAAGUGUAACGAGACCCUGGACACACAACAGAAAAGGCAACACUUCAUUGGUGUACUGGAUAUUGCUGGUUUUGAGAUCUUCGACUUUAACGGUUUCGAGCAACUGUGUAUCAACUUCACCAAUGAGAAACUGCAACAAUUCUUCAAUCACCACAUGUUUGUCCUCGAGCAAGAGGAGUAUAAGAGAGAGGGUAUCGUCUGGCAAUUUAUUGACUUCGGAAUGGACUUGGCUGCCUGUAUUGAGCUGAUCGAGAAGCCUAUGGGUAUCCUGUCCAUCCUUGAAGAAGAAUCUAUGUUCCCGAAAGCCACUGAUAAGACUUUCGAGGAAAAAUUGAACAACAAUCACCUUGGCAAGAGCCCUAACUAUCUGAAGCCCAAGCCACCGAAACCUGGCCAACAAGCUGCUCACUUCGCUAUCGGCCAUUAUGCCGGAAACGUACCAUACAACAUCACGGGAUGGCUGGAAAAGAACAAGGACCCGUUGAACGACACUGUUGUCGAUCAGUUCAAGAAAUCCAAUAACAAACUGUUGAUCGAGAUCUUCGCUGACCAUCCUGGACAGUCCGGUGAUACCGGUGGCGGCGGUGGUGGCAAGGGUGGACGUGGUAAGAAGGGUGGCGGUUUCUCCACGGUAUCGUCGUCCUAUAGGGAACAAUUGAACAACUUGAUGACCACUCUGAGAGCCACUCAACCUCACUUCGUCCGUUGUAUCAUCCCCAACGAAAUGAAGCAACCGGGUGUCAUAGAUUCUCACCUUGUGAUGCAUCAGCUCACAUGUAACGGUGUACUUGAAGGCAUCCGUAUUUGUCGUAAAGGAUUCCCCAACAGAAUGGUGUACCCUGACUUCAAACUACGGUACAAGAUUCUGGCGCCGCAAGCAGUCGAGAAGGUGGGUUCUGACCCGAAGAAGGCUGCAGAGGCGAUUUUGGAUGGUUCUGGCCUCGAUCCCGAACAAUACCGUCUUGGACACACCAAGGUAUUCUUCCGCGCUGGAGUCCUGGGUCAGAUGGAGGAGCUUCGCGACGAGCGACUCAGCAAGAUCGUGUCAUGGAUGCAAGCCUAUAUCAGAGGUUACUUGUCGAGAAAAGACUACAAGAAGUUGCAGGAACAACGUUUGGCUUUGGUCGUGGUUCAAAGGAACUUGAGGAAAUACCUGCAACUUCGUACUUGGCAAUGGUGGAAGUUGUGGCAGAAAGUUAAACCUCUCCUCAACGUCACUCGUAUCGAGGACGAGCUUGCUGCGCUCGAGGAGAAAGCCAGGAAAGCUCAGGAAGCCUUCGAGAAGGAAGAGAAGCUGCGCAAGGAACUCGAGGAACAGAACACCAAACUCACCACCGAGAGGAAUGCCUUACAGAAGCAACUGGAAGGCGAGAAGGGUUCUCUGUCGGAAUACAUGGAGAAAUCGUUGAAAUUGGCCGCACAGAAAUCCGAUCUCGAGUCACAACUUCAGGAUCUGAAUGACAGAUUCAAAGAAGAGGAAGAUUCGAGAAACAAUCUCUUCCAAAACAAGAAGAAACUCGAACAGGAAGUGGCUGGUCUAAAGAAAGACAUCGAGGACCUCGAGCUGAACCUACAAAAAUCAGAACAGGAUAAGGCAACGAAGGAUCACCAGAUCCGCAACUUGAACGACGAGAUUGCUCACCAAGAUGAAUUGAUCAACAAAUUGAACAAGGAGAAGAAGAACCAAGGUGAAGUUAACCAGAAGACUGCCGAAGAGCUCCAAGCUGCCGAAGACAAAGUGAAUCACUUGAACAAAGUCAAGAUCAAACUCGAGCAAACUCUCGACGAACUUGAAGAUUCCCUCGAACGUGAAAAGAAAUCACGAGCCGACGUUGAGAAGGCCAAACGAAAAGUGGAGGGUGAUUUGAAACUUACACAGGAAGCUGUUGCAGACCUCGAAAGAAAUAAGAAGGAACUCGAACAGACUAUUCAACGUAAAGAUAAGGAAUUGUCAUCUUUGACUGCCAAACUCGAAGAUGAACAGUCCUUAGUAGGCAAAUUGCAGAAACAGAUUAAGGAAUUGCAAGCCCGUAUCGAAGAACUCGAAGAAGAGAUCGAAGCUGAACGCGGUUCUCGCGUGAAAGCCGAGAAACAACGCAGCGACUUGGCGCGGGAACUCGAGGAACUAGGUGAACGCCUGGAAGAGGCUGGUGGCGCCACCUCCGCUCAAAUCGAGCUCAACAAGAAGAGGGAAGCCGAACUUAGCAAACUCCGCAGAGACCUCGAGGAAGCUAACAUUCAACAUGAAGCCACUCUUGCUAGCUUACGCAAGAAGCACAACGAUGCCGUUGCCGAGAUGGGUGAACAGAUUGACACGCUUAACAAACUGAAGGCUAGAGUUGAGAAGGACAAGGUUCAGUACUUCAGCGAAUUAAAUGACAUGCGCGCUUCAGUAGACCAAUUGAGCAACGAAAAGGCUGCCCAAGAAAAGAUCGUGAAACAAUUGCAACACCAACUGAACGAAACUCAAGGAAAACUCGAGGAAGUGAACCGUACUCUGAACGACUUCGAUGCUGCCAAGAAGAAGCUGUCGAUCGAGAACAGUGACUUGCUGCGCCAAUUAGAGGAAGCCGAAUCCCAAGUUAGCCAGCUGUCCAAGAUCAAGAUUUCGCUGACGACUCAGCUCGAGGACACGAAACGAUUGGCCGACGAAGAAUCACGAGAACGCGCCACUUUGCUUGGCAAAUUCCGUAACCUGGAACACGAUUUGGACAACAUUCGAGAACAAGUGGAGGAAGAGGCUGAAGGCAAGGCUGACCUCCAGAGGCAACUCAGCAAGGCGAACGCCGAGGCACAAUUAUGGCGCACGAAAUACGAAUCCGAGGGUGUGGCGAGAGCGGAAGAACUGGAGGAAGCCAAGAGGAAGUUGCAGGCACGACUGGCGGAAGCGGAAGAAACUAUAGAAUCGCUCAAUCAAAAGGUCAUCGCUCUCGAGAAGACGAAACAGAGACUGUCGACGGAAGUGGAGGACCUACAGAUCGAAGUGGAUCGUGCAACUGCGAUUGCCAAUGCUGCAGAGAAGAAACAGAAGGCGUUCGACAAGAUUAUCGGAGAAUGGAAACUCAAAGUCGACGAUCUUGCCGCGGAACUGGAUGCCAGUGAAAAGGAAUGCCGCAACUACAGCACGGAACUGUUCAGGCUCAGAGGUGCAUACGAAGAAGGCCAGGAACAAUUGGAAGCUGUCCGUCGCGAAAACAAGAACCUCGCCGACGAGGUGAAAGAUCUGUUGGACCAGAUUGGCGAAGGUGGACGCAACAUUCACGAGAUCGAGAAGGCCAGAAAGCGCCUGGAGGCUGAGAAAGAUGAACUUCAAGCCGCCCUGGAAGAAGCUGAGGCCGCUUUGGAACAAGAAGAAAACAAAGUACUGCGCAGCCAACUCGAACUGAGUCAAGUGAGACAAGAGAUUGACCGACGCAUCCAGGAAAAAGAGGAAGAAUUCGAAAAUACCAGGAAGAACCACCAGCGUGCUCUCGAUUCUAUGCAAGCAUCGCUCGAAGCUGAAGCUAAGGGCAAAGCUGAGGCCUUACGUAUGAAGAAGAAACUGGAAGCCGACAUCAACGAGUUAGAAAUCGCUUUGGACCACGCAAACAAGGCGAACGCUGAAGCUCAGAAGAACAUCAAGAGAUACCAACAGCAACUGAAGGAUGUGCAGACCGCGCUCGAAGAGGAACAACGGGCACGCGACGAAGCAAGAGAACUCCUUGGAAUUUCGGAACGUCGGGCAAACGCUCUCCAGAACGAACUCGAGGAAAGCCGCACUCUUCUCGAACAAGCUGACCGUGGACGUCGCCAGGCUGAACAAGAAUUGGCUGAUUGCCACGAGCAACUUAACGAACUGGGUGCUCAGAACGCUUCUAUCUCUGCUGCCAAGAGGAAACUCGAAGCUGAACUCCAGACCCUUCACUCUGAUCUGGAUGAGCUGUUGAACGAAGCCAAAAACUCCGAGGAGAAAGCAAAGAAAGCUAUGGUCGAUGCCGCUAGACUGGCAGACGAACUCCGAGCUGAACAAGAUCAUGCUCAGACGCAAGAGAAACUCCGCAAAGCACUCGAGACCCAGAUCAAGGAAUUGCAAGUACGCCUGGAUGAAGCCGAAGCUAAUGCCCUGAAAGGUGGCAAGAAGGCGAUCCAGAAACUCGAACAACGCGUCCGUGAAUUGGAGAACGAGCUUGACGGAGAACAGAGGAGACACGCUGACGCCCAGAAGAACCUUCGCAAGUCCGAACGCCGCAUCAAGGAACUCAGCUUCCAGGCUGACGAAGACCGCAAGAACCAUGAGCGCAUGCAAGAUCUUGUCGACAAGCUUCAACAGAAGAUCAAGACAUACAAGAGGCAGAUAGAGGAGGCUGAAGAAAUCGCUGCUCUGAAUCUCGCUAAAUUCCGCAAGGCGCAACAAGAACUGGAAGAAGCGGAGGAAAGGGCGGACCUCGCAGAACAGGCCAUCACCAAGUUCCGUACUAAAGGACGCGGAGGAAGUGCUGCGCGUGGACUGAGCCCAGCGCCACACCGACCUGCGUUCAAACCCCAAUUGGAUGGUUCCGCAUUCCCGCCACGCUUCGACCUGCAGCCCGAUGGUGAACUGUAAAAAUCUACGCGACCAACUUGUUAUAAAACACAAUCGUAACAGCUUAAUCUAAACGAAUGAAUUGAUCGCAAACCGGCGAACUUUCAUCGUGUCAUUUCACUCAAAUAACUCAUCCCAUUGUCUUCAUACCUACACACACCAUCACGCUAAAGUACAGAAAGUAACUCUCACGUUCUUUACUUUCAUUGACACGAGAAUGUCCGUGCUUAAUCACCUUGCCAGUUUCGGAAAUAAAAAUGAAAACGAUAUUGAUCGAUUUAAAAAAAUCAAAAAAAAUUGCUCGUUUUAACAUUUACAGUAGUGUAUAUUUUUACGUAUAUAUAUAUAUUUGAUCAUCGGAAAAUAAAUCAGUUAAUAACAAACGUGGAGGAGAAUGAUUGCCUUCACCACUCGCGCUGACGGUCGAGGAAAGAGAGAGUGAAAGAGUGAGAGUGGGAGAGCAAGAGAGAAAACGAGAGAAAUGAAAGGUGCGAGCGGUCGAAAUGAAAGACGAGAGCCAGCUCGAAAUUUAAACGUUGUUUUAUGAAAACGUGGCAGAAAAAGAAACGAACAUGUGCAUACUGGCAUACGCGCGAAUCAAGCGGACGAAUCGAUGAAAUAAAAAUGAUAUACACACUGCAAAACACGGAACGACAUAACAAAAAGGAACGAGAUUACACGAUAUAA
Messenger RNA from Eufriesea mexicana, 6937 nucleotides. It is a transcript of the gene Mhc, whose product is annotated as myosin heavy chain. Gene Ontology annotation, cellular component: cytoplasm; membrane; actin cytoskeleton. Lineage: Eukaryota; Metazoa; Arthropoda; Insecta; Hymenoptera; Apidae. Bases 365 to 6271 code for a protein of 1968 amino acids. Gene Ontology annotation, molecular function: microfilament motor activity; actin filament binding; ATP binding. Gene Ontology annotation, biological process: muscle contraction; sarcomere organization; actin filament organization. The record is from RefSeq and is a predicted model, not a curated record. The transcript has 27 exons.